Messenger RNA from Acanthoscelides obtectus, 2943 nucleotides. NCBI's taxonomy places the organism in Eukaryota, Metazoa, Arthropoda, Insecta, Coleoptera, Chrysomelidae. The record is from the annotation of a GenBank genome assembly.
AUGGAUGAAGCUGGAAGUCUACCCCACAAUCAUGCGGUAAAUUUGCUCCCACCAACUCCUGCCGGCCUAGAAAGUUUGUAUUCAUUGUGCAGAAAAAUUUACCCAGAUCAACCGAAUCCACUACAAGUUACAGCACUGCUCAAGUAUUGGCUAGGAGGACCAGAUCCAUUGGAUUACAUAUCCAUGUAUGCAAAUCCUGGACAACCUUCAGAAAACGUUCCCGCUCAUUGGCAUUACAUCAGCUUCGGUUUGUCCGAUUUGCACGGAGAUGGUCGUGUCCACGAUGUUUGUGGGCCUGGCGGUAUCUCCGGAUUUGGAUUUGAACUCAGUUUUCGCCUCAAAAGGGAACCAGAAGAAACGUCACCACCUACAUGGCCAGCCACACUGAUGCAAUCUUUAGCCAAAUACGUCUUCCAUUCAGGUAAUGUCUUGCGACCUGGUGACCAUGUUUCUUGGCAUUGCGCUCUGGAUAACAGCGAAUCCCGUAUCCAGCACAUGCUGAUGGCCACUGAUAGUCAACUGAAAACAGCUCAAACUCCUUUCGGUACCGUCGAUUUUAUACAAAUUGUUGGAAUAACUUCGGAAGAAUUGAAGGCAGCCCAGCAGUGGAAUGGCGCACAAGUGUUGGAUCUCAUCUCCAGGUUACAUCCAGCCCGAGGUCCUUGGUACGUGACGGAUAUGAGAAGGAGAAGCAUUUUUGAUGUCGUGCCAAUAGCUUACAAGGAAGUCGAGACGGGUUUUGCAAGAGACGGUUCAAAUUUGAGCGGUGUUAGUGCUAGAUGUUCGUGGGCAGAACAGGAUGCCACUAAGUUAGAUAUAACCCAUCUGAAUGACCAGAAAGAGGAUCAUAAUGAAGAUCUACGGUUGAAACCUCCUGGCUUCGAACAAGCAAACAUUGGAGGACCAUAUGAAUCUGCAGAAAUGCUGCAUAUAAAAAAGUUGGAGGGGGUACAUCUCGUAUUUAAUUUGGAGGCGGGCAGCUUGCUGCCUCUAGCAAUAAGAGGCAGAGUGAAGCAUGGACGUCACUUCACCUUCAAGUCUGUGCUCGGCGAUACCGCUAUUACUCUUGUGGCUCAUUCAGUGACUGGAACACUUGUAGACUCGGAGCAUCCAUUUGUAGCACAAGGACCGUGGUUACAAGUCUUGAUACCCGAUGACUUGGCGCAAGACAUGGCGGUAACAUUCCAGGUGUUGGCUAGCCCAGAAGCCUUGGCUCUGCCCAAGACAUUUUCAUGGCCUGACAGAAGAUUAUCCGUAACUAUUAUCGCUGACAAGGUUUAAAAGACUGAUAUCCUCAUAGAACAUUAAAUAACUUAGUUUUCCCUCCAGGCUAUGUGGAAAACGACAGUAAUAUAAUAAUACUAUUUUUUCAAUUUUUAGAGAAUUGAAUUGGAAAUAUUUAUUCCUACAAGCAUGUGAUUUCCUUCAGUUUUUUUAUUUCUUUGUGUAUAAAGUUGUUCAGACAUACAUCAAUCUUCCCGUUGUUUAAUGUUCUGUGAUAUUACAUUUUCUAAUUUAUUUAUUAUUAAAUAUAUUUAUGUUUCUAACGUUUAUGUAAAAGUGAUCAAUUUGUCAUAUGAGCAACAUAUAAUUAUAUAGAGGCUUAGUAAGUAUUUCAUAUAAGAUAUAGACCAGGACAUCUACUCGUAGAAUUGCAGAAAAAAUGUGUAGACGCAUUUUACAGCGGAAUUCCAUUCUUAACGGUUUCUCAUCAAGGGAUAGAAAAAUGAAAACUAUGAAUAUAUUGGCAUAAGUGGUUGGCAUCGUUGUAGAUAUUAAAAGCACCUUUAAAAUGAGACUGUACAUGCUCAAUUUGUUGUUGCGAUAAAUGACCGAUUUUCAAAUUGAUGUUCUAUCCAAAAGUGCAUUUCCCAUUUUCCAAUUUUAAAAAGUAUCUCUUCCUGGUCGGGAGGAUUAACGGAAUAUUUUUUAACAACCACUAAAGGACAUACGUAUUCGGUGCGAGCCUUUUUUAUUACCCCCAGUGUAACAUUUCUUCAUUCUGAUCCUUUACCGCCGGUCUAUAAAUAAAUAGUACCGGAUAUGAUGGGCAGUGGAAUGUUCCUUGUUUAACAUAUCAAUGUUAUGGAUAUAACCAAACGCUUUGCCUGGGCUACUUUGUCAUCGUCCCCGGUACACGCCCUCGCUACCACUCUGGCAACAUCUUCCGUACCGUAUGUAUCUUGAAUUGUAAUGGUUAAUCAAAGCUGUUUUUGACCUCCUACAGCCACAUUCGUAACUGGAAAAACAGUUACGGAAAUUUGGCUAGAAAUCUUAUCAAGAAAAUCGCUCGAUAUGGCUGUAAUUUCACUACCACUAUCUAUAAAUGCUUCGGCUUCAAUAUCAGAAAUUUGGACAUUGAUGAUUAUCAGUUGCCUCCUCGAAUUCACCAUCAGAAUCACUUAUAAUAUUUUUGGGAUCUUGGUCUCUCGGAUUUCGAUAGGGAUGCGACUCCGCAUUUGAAUUAGAAUUUCUAUUAGGCUGAUUUUGCCACGGAGUAUGUCGCUUAGGGCGUAGGUAUUUGCUCUUGAUUAGUUGACGGAGUGUCAGGAUGAGUAUAAUUUUGGAAAGUAGUCUCUUUUAUUGCGGCAUUGCCCUUGAGGCACGGUAAAACAAGGCUGAUUUUAAACGUUUCUGGACCUCCAGAUUCAGCGAUAAGCUUUUUGAUUUUAAAGGGUGGGCCAUCCGUUGGUUUCUUUUUUAAACUGGUACUAAAGCUACACUCUUCAAUAAAAUGUAACACUCGAUACUUUAUUCAAAAGAAUACACCUUCCGAUUCACUGGACAACAAAUUUUAGUUUUUUAAUUGUAUCUUGUGGGAAAAGUGCACUUCUUUGUUAAUUUUGGGGCGCUGAAUCCAAAAAUGACAACGAAAUAAAAAAAUGAGUUGCGGUUUAGAAAAAAACUUUUUAUUUUUAAGGAUAUAUUAAAAAAAGUAACAAG